This is a messenger RNA of Ochotona princeps (American pika), 174 nucleotides long. RefSeq names its product keratin-associated protein 19-9b-like. The transcript has a single exon. Lineage: Eukaryota; Metazoa; Chordata; Mammalia; Lagomorpha; Ochotonidae. Bases 1 to 174 code for a protein of 57 amino acids. The record is from RefSeq and is a predicted model, not a curated record.
AUGAGCUACUACUACGGCAACUACUACGGAGGCCUUGGCUAUGGCCUUGGCGGUUUCAAUGGCCUAGGUUAUGGCUAUGGUUCCCGCUAUGGCAUUGGUGGCUUUGGCAGUUAUGGGUAUGGCUACUUCCGUCCCUCUUACUACGGAGGACAUGGGUACUUUGGAUUCUACUGA